Messenger RNA from Penicillium oxalicum, 1884 nucleotides. RefSeq names its product DUF4246 domain-containing protein. The coding region runs from base 1 to 1884 and encodes 627 amino acids. The record is from RefSeq and is a predicted model, not a curated record. The transcript has 4 exons. Lineage: Eukaryota; Fungi; Ascomycota; Eurotiomycetes; Eurotiales; Aspergillaceae.
AUGUUCGAAAGCAACCCCACUGGAGGAGUGUUUCUCGGCGCCGGAAAAAAGAACAAAGAAAGUCAACUUCUACUACCUGGCUAUGGUCGUUCAUUAGACUAUUCACCCAAAGAGAAGAAUAUCUACGGGGUUGAGAGCCGGAGCAUGUUCCCAUCGGCUUUGGAUGAUCGGGACAUUGAGAGUGGCUAUACAGAGCUACCUGCUCAAACUCUGCGCGAGAUUGCAAUGAUGGGUGUCAUGGAAGACUUGACCGAUAUUCCAGAGUGGUGGAAAAAGAUUCAUGAUGCUCACACAGCGGACAUGUGGAAGGAGAUGGCCUUGAGCUAUGGAGAAGAUAUCACCCUAAACAUGGCAGAGUGGAUCAUUGAUGAGCUAAGAUUUAAAGCUAUGGUCUACGAAAUGAAUCAAGCCGUGGGUUUGUAUAAUGGAGCCAUCACAAAAUCCGACUCAAUCAUGCCCCAGCCGCUCCUCGAGAAAUUGCGGAAAGAAGUCCAUGUACUGGACUAUUGUGAGCCCGAGCUUCAAUUCUACCAUCCGGGUGCCUGGGGAAAGCAACGCGAUCUUUUGGCAAUGGGCCUGUAUCCGCUCGUGUAUGGGAAGACCCGCAUCCUUCCCCAAAAGACUUUAACACUGGACGAAGCUCUUCGAUAUGCUGGUCAGGGCGAGGUGAUUUGCCCCCCUCGAGAGACCGGCAUUACUCGAGAGGAUAUGACCUGGCGAGUAGCUGCAAGGUCAGAUAUUCAAGUGAGGCCUUACAGUCGCCGCUUUCAGAGCUUGCCAGCGGAUUUUGAGCUUGGCGACGAUGAUCGUUGGCACAUCGCCACGUAUAUUAACAACCUGCAUCCAGAGAAGCACCGGCAACUUUACAGCCUCAUAGAGGAUGCCUUCAAUUGCGUAAUUCCCCAGUUUAACAUGGCAAUGACACCUCUCAAGGAUCAACUGCAUUCGCGCGCCAGAAUCGAGUAUCGCAAGGCCGAGUAUCAUCCUGUGUCCAAGAAAGUUCUCGACGAGGAACCGCAAAUCAGGCCCAAGGAGACGCGAAGCGAGUUUGAACAGCGAUGUGAGAAAUGGAGAGCCGAACAUUUCAAAGCUGUCCAGCCUGACGUGGAUACCUUCAUACCCUGGGCCGUACCUCAGAGUCUAGCGAGCAAGCUUCCUGCGGACUUGCCAAGCGCCGUCCGGAUUGAACAUGGAGUGUCUUUGAACGAUGACUAUAGAGAUCGCGGACUCCAAGUCAUUACGAGAAUCAUCAGUGUUGAUCUUAAUCCGCAGGAGCCUUAUUGGCAAUCAGAAUGGCACCUCGAUGGGCAGAUGAACGAACACAUCUGUGCGUCUGCGUACAUUAUGAUCGACAACGACAAUCUGGAGGAUCCUGUCAUUGAGUUUCGCAGUCUCGUUGAGAAGGUCGCACUGGGAGAGGUUGAGCACGAGCCUCACGAUUUUAUCUGGUUGAAGCAAGUAUUCGGCCUCUGCAAUGGUGAACCGGCAAUACAGCGCCCAGGAUCCAUCAAAUGUAAACUAGGUCGCACGGUCAUAUUCCCCAGCACGGUUCAGUAUCGAUUCACGCACUACGAGCUCAAAGACAAGUCCAGAGCUGGGUACUCGCGUGCACUCGUCUUCUUCCUAGUCGAUCCCAAUAUACGAAUCAUUUCCACGGCAAAUUGUCCACCUCAACGGCUCGAUUGGACCCUGGAUAUUAGAGGAGACGACGAGAACACAAAACCGGCAAUGGCGACUAUUGCUUUGAACAACAAGGAUAUUAAAGAUGCCAUGCCCAUGUCGUUGAGUGAAGCUUUGGAGCUACGAUACGAAUUCUUGGAGGAGCUGAUCGAGUUUUCAAAGUACCAGCAGGUCGCGUUCGAAUCGCCAAUUUUGGAGCUUUGA